Messenger RNA from Trichomycterus rosablanca, 3270 nucleotides. RefSeq names its product anoctamin 5a (gene ano5a). The transcript has 20 exons. NCBI's taxonomy places the organism in Eukaryota, Metazoa, Chordata, Actinopteri, Siluriformes, Trichomycteridae. Gene Ontology annotation, biological process: chloride transmembrane transport. Gene Ontology annotation, molecular function: chloride channel activity; protein dimerization activity. The record is from RefSeq and is a predicted model, not a curated record. The coding region runs from base 74 to 2803 and encodes 909 amino acids. Gene Ontology annotation, cellular component: plasma membrane.
GGCUGGACUGAGCCCCGCUUCUAGAAAACCGUUUUUCUUUAGCACUAAACAAACAUUUUAAACAUUUUCCAAGAUGAGUCGGGAAAAGGGAAAGUUAGGAGAGCCGACUCUUAUCGAAAUGAAUGAGACCGCUUCACAAAGUGGAGAGGAGAACAAUGGUUUUCAUCUCAAUUCGGAAAGCAGAUCACUUCAGUAUGGUGAAGCUCUGGUGGAUAAACAACAUCAAAGUAAGGACUCUGUGUACUUCAAAGAUGGUGUACGGCAAGUGGAUUUUGUUUUCUCGUAUGUUGAAGAUAAAGAGGACAGAAAACGGGAGAGAAGAAAACAGUAUGAGGCUAACCUGCAGAAGGCGGGGCUAGAGCUGGAGCUUGAAGACAAAUCGGAAUCCGAGGAUGGAAAAACAUUUUUUCUAAAGAUCCAUGCCCCGUGGGAAGUGCUGGCCACCUACGCUGAUGUUCUGAAGAUUAAAGUGCCUUUUAAAGUCAACGAUAUCCCUGAUAACCGAGAAAUUCCCGCUGCAUGGCUCUUCACGCCAUUUCGCCUGCCUAAUGAAGUCAUGCACCCUGAACCAGACUACUUCACUGCACCCUUCAACAAGAGCAAGAUUGACUUCUUCCUUAUCGAUAACAAAGAUACCUACUUUCCCAACUCAACACGCAACAGGAUUGUGUACUACAUCAUCUCCCGCUGCCCUUAUAAUAAAGACGACAAACUCAACAAGGAUAAGCGCGGCAUUAAGCGACUGCUGAACAAUGGAACCUACACCUCGGCCUUCCCUCUGCAUGAUUGCAGGUACUGGACCAGAUCUCGGGACCCAAACUGUGAGAACGAGAGGUUCAGCCUCUACCAAUACUGGGCUCGUUUUCUCCGCUUUUACAAGGAGCAGCCACUCAACUCUAUCAGGAGAUACUAUGGAGAGAAGAUCGGGAUCUAUUUUGCCUGGCUGGGCUUUUAUACCGAGAUGCUGUUCUAUGCUGCAGUGGUGGGACUUGCCUGCUUUAUCUACGGACUUGUGACCUAUAAUAAGGAAGUCUGGACUAAAGAGAUCUGUGAUGAGAAUGUUGGUGGCGAGAUUGUCAUGUGCCCUCUCUGUGAUAAAAAAUGCGGCUAUUGGAAACUUAACAGUACCUGCAACUCCACGUGGCAAUCACAUCUCUUUGACAACACGGCGACGGUGUUCUUUGCCAUAUUUAUGGGUAUAUGGGUCACCCUGUUUCUGGAGUUUUGGAAACGUCGGCAAGCCAGGCUGGAGUACGAGUGGGACCUGGUGGACUUUGAGGAGGAGCAGCAGCAACUUCAGCUUAGACCCGAGUACGAGACCAAGUGUACCAGCCAGCGUCGUAACCGCAUCACACAGGAAAUGGAGCCUUACUUACCAGUAACAAGCAAGUGUGCUCGCGCUGUUUUCUCUGGGGCCACCGUCUUAUUCUGGAUUUCUUUGAUCAUAGCAAGUAUAAUUGGGGUGAUAGCAUAUCGGUUGGCUGUGUUUGCGGCUUUGGCGAGCGUAAUGAAAGACAGCCCCACCAAUAACGUGGAAGUGGUGGGUUCAAUCAUCACUCCACAGCUGGCCACUUCUGUGACUGCCUCUUGUAUCAACUUUGUCAUCAUCAUGGUACUUAACUUCCUGUAUGAACGGGUGGCCAUUUGGAUCACAGAUAUGGAAGUUCCUAAAACGCAUUUGGAGUAUGAGAACAAACUGACCGUCAAGAUGUUCCUCUUCCAGUUUGUUAACUACUAUUCCUCCUGCUUCUACGUGGCCUUUUUCAAAGGAAAGUUUGUUGGCUACCCUGGCAAAUAUGUAUACAUGUUUAGUGAGUCGACUGGGCUGCGGAAUGAAGAGUGUGACCCCGGUGGUUGUUUGAUUGAGUUGACCACUCAGCUGGUGAUCGUGAUGGCUGGUAAACAAGUGUGGGGAAACAUCCAGGAGGCUUUGGUUCCCUGGUUGCAGAACUGGUGGAGAAGCAGAAGCGCUCGCAGUCAUCCAGAGAGUCUGUACAGCCGCUGGGAGCAGGACUAUGAUCUGCAAAACUUUAGCCAGUUUGGCCUGUUCUAUGAGUAUCUGGAAAUGGUGAUCCAGUUUGGUUUCAUCACACUGUUUGUGGCAUCCUUUCCACUGGCUCCCCUCUUGGCUCUGAUAAACAAUAUUUUGGAGGUGCGUGUUGAUGCAUGGAAGUUAACCACUCAGUUCCGCAGACCUGUUGCAUCUAAAGCCCACAGCAUUGGUGCCUGGGAGGAGAUCCUCAAUAUGAUCGCCAUACUCUCUGUAGUAACCAACGCCUUCAUUGUGGCGUUUACUUCUGAUAUGAUUCCUCGGCUGGUGUAUUUCUACUCAUAUUACCCGGGUACUGAGCUUACCAUGCAGGGCUACAUCAGCAACAGCCUAUCCAUCUUCAACAUCUCACAGUUCAAGGACAAUAACAAACCUGAUCCAGAUGAAAAUCCUGCUUGGUUCAACAGCAGCAUGAUUACCACCUGCAGGUACAGAGAUUACCGCUACCCCCCAGGCCAUGAAUAUCAGUACUUGCACACCAUGCAGUUCUGGCAUAUUCUGGCCGCCAAAAUGGCUUUCAUUAUUAUUAUGGAGCAUGUGGUGUUUGUGGUGAAGUUCUUUGUGGCUUGGAUAAUUCCGGAUGUGCCGUCUGAUGUAAAGGCUCGUGUAAAGCGUGAGCGCUACCUGGUGCAGGAAUACAUGCACAACUAUGAGGUGGAAAAGCUGAAAAUUCAACUUCAGAAUGGAGGCGAUUGCAUCUGUCCACAGACAGCUAACGUGACACACGAGGUGCUUUCUGAAUGCCUGACUUAAACACUUUCCUGCUCAAAUUCUCCACAAAAACAAACUCAUGUGAAAAUGAAAGUGUGUGCUAUCAGCCAUUUACCUUACUCUGGGCCACAGACUGUUUUUGCCUUUUCUGAUAGCUUCAGGUUAGGAUGAGCUCUAUUUAGUCCAUGAAAAUAUAUAAAUUUGGACAUAUUUAUUAUUUAAGAUCCUUAAUCUGAGAAGUUUGAUAUGCAAGAUCCACACUGACAGCUGUCAGUAGUCCUUAUUGUAUGACAGGACUUGUACAUGAACAUUUCACUUGUUUAGAUUUAUAGAGAUUUAAAUUCAGGAAGAAAAUGAUAUUACACAUCCAAAGACAAGAUUAUAGAUGCCUUCUGUCUGUGAAUAAACUAUAUGAUUACAGAUGCCUUCUAAUUUCAUACAUCUAAAGAAUCUAUGGUAGGAAAUUCAGUUUACUGUUAUUCCUUAUUUCAACUGAUGUAGCUUUCUUU